Molecule: messenger RNA, 1317 nt
Organism: Saccostrea cuccullata (small rock oyster)
Lineage: Eukaryota; Metazoa; Mollusca; Bivalvia; Ostreida; Ostreidae
Product: acetylcholine receptor subunit alpha-like
Exons: 3
Coding region: 1-1317 (438 amino acids)
Biological process (GO): nervous system process; monoatomic ion transmembrane transport; regulation of membrane potential
Cellular component (GO): neuron projection; plasma membrane; synapse
Molecular function (GO): transmitter-gated monoatomic ion channel activity involved in regulation of postsynaptic membrane potential; excitatory extracellular ligand-gated monoatomic ion channel activity; transmembrane signaling receptor activity
Source: RefSeq, a predicted model, not a curated record
AUGGCAAUCAAAAUGAAUCUCCGCGCCUUGCUUUUCAUGUGGAUAUUAGUAAGUUUUGCCGUUUCUGAGAAUUUUGUGGAUCACCUUUUUGAAAACUAUAGCUCUAUGAUAAAACCACUAAAAAACCAAAGUGACGUGGUACAUGUCAAUUUCUAUUUUACCAUCAAUGCGGUUCAGGAAGUUGAUGAACGUAUGCAGUAUAUAUCAUUUUUCGGUUGGUUCAAUGUUCAGUGGUAUGACGAAUUUCUAACUUGGAAUCGCACUCAGAAUUCCGGAUUAGAAACAAUUGCAGUACCUUAUCAAAAACUUUGGACUCCAGAUAUAUCAAUGUGGUAUACUGAAAAAGGAAUUCAUGGGUUGGAACCACACCCAUACGUUACAGUGAAUUCUGAUGGUCACGUGACUUGGUAUCCUGGCGGGAAAAUGAUACUUUCAUGUGACAUCAAAGUUUCGAGAUUCCCAUUUGAUGAGCAGCGGUGUAAAAUAAUUGUUAGCGCUUGGCAAGUAAAUGACUGGGUCCAAAAACUUGUCCCAAAAUCAAGAACAAGUGAUGAUUCAAAACUUAUCACUGAAAAUGGUGAAUGGAUAUUUAUUAAAUUUACCUACACUAUAGAGUACUUCCCCGAAUUUCAUUUGACAACUGUGGGUUACGUCCUUCAUUUUAAAAGAAGAUACCUAUAUAUCGUUCUGACAAUUUUUGUUCCCAUAGUCAUUCUGGCUGUUUUGAAUUCGCUAACUUUCUUUGUACCAGUUGAUUCCGGGGAAAGAAUAACCUAUAGUCUGACGCUUUUUCUGACGUUUACUGUCUUCUUAACCUUAUUUGAGCAAACGAUGCCACGAAAUUCUACGGAUGUACCAUAUCUCACAAUAUUCGUUGGAUUUCAUUUGGUCCUUUGUGUUUUAAGUACGAUCAUUUCUGUUUUGUUGAAACCUAUCAUUAAACCAAGCGUUAAUUAUGACCAAUCCCGAAAAUCCGAGAAACAAACAAGGGAGCAACACAUUGGGAAUGAAAAGAUUGAUGAGAAUGAUAAAUCCCUCGAAUUUGAAGCAAAUGAUACACAUAGAAGCAGAGCAUCUUGUGGUUCCCAGAUAACGUCAUCCUCUAACUCAGAGAAACAGCACAUUGAGAAUGAGAAUAGUGACGAGAAUGAAAAAAACAUUGAAUUUGAUCCAAAUAAUGAGGAUGUAGGCAGAGAAUCUGGUGGAUAUUCCCAGGUUCGCAAGUAUCGAAAAUCAACCUUAGAAUGCCGCCUACUGUUGGAGAUGGCGACCAGUUUUCGUCAUGUCAUUGCUAGAAGCCUGGAAAAUGGCAUUUAA